Peronospora matthiolae is the source of this 762-nucleotide messenger RNA. Lineage: Eukaryota; Oomycota; Peronosporomycetes; Peronosporales; Peronosporaceae. The record is from the annotation of a GenBank genome assembly.
AUGUCGUCCACCAGCAACGCCUCCAUUGACAAGUUCAACGGAGACAAUUACGCAACGUGGAGCCGGUACAUGCGCGGUGUGUUUUUGACGAAGUCCGUCUGGCACGUCGUCAACCGUGAAGUGACUCCGACUUUCACCGACCCGCGAGCGUCCGAUGACUACGUCAAGGCAAGCAACGUCGCGUUUGGUAUGAUGCUGCUGCACAUGAACGCGGACUACCAUCAUGUGCUGGACAACUGCGAGGAAGCCUGGGUUGCGUGGACAAGUCUGAAGACGCUGUACGGUGGGUCGCAGAAGGCAGGACGCAUCUACCUCAAGCGACAACUUUUCAGUAUCAAGAUGGCUGAAGGCGCGAACGUCAUGCACCACUGCAACGAGGUCCUCAACAUCUCCGCCAAGCUUAGCGGCAUCGGUGCGAAGAUGGAAGACGAAGACGUUGCAAUUUGUCUGCUACUCAGUCUUCCGAAGAGCUACGAAAAUGUGGUGCUCAACAUGGAAAUGAGCAGCACCGAGCUUCGCACUCAAGAUGUGGUGAGAGUCCUGACGAAUGAGCAUGCCAAGCGUCAAGGAGAAAAAGGGACAACGACAGCGACUACGGUGAAGGCUGAAGAUGCAAGCAAGGCAUUCAGCGCCGAGCGUGAGCCCUACCAAUGCACGUAUUGUGGCAAGGUGGGACACACGGUGGAUCGUUGCUGGACAAAGCAGAAGAACGAAGGUCGGGGAGCCCGACGCGGCGGCAAUGGUCGUGGACGCGGGGGCUAA